This is a messenger RNA of Danio aesculapii, 1253 nucleotides long. It is a transcript of the gene ubl7b, whose product is annotated as ubiquitin-like 7b (bone marrow stromal cell-derived). Bases 78 to 1178 code for a protein of 366 amino acids. Gene Ontology annotation, molecular function: polyubiquitin modification-dependent protein binding. Gene Ontology annotation, cellular component: cytosol. The transcript has 11 exons. Lineage: Eukaryota; Metazoa; Chordata; Actinopteri; Cypriniformes; Danionidae. Gene Ontology annotation, biological process: ubiquitin-dependent protein catabolic process. The record is from RefSeq and is a predicted model, not a curated record.
CGUCACAUCCCGCCAUCAGCUGUUGACAAAACGCUGCCUCACCGACUGCUGGAUGAUCAAAUCGUAAUAAACCGAAUAUGGCGAGUUCAGCUUGGCAUCUCUCUCUGAAAGUCAGCGACAAACCCAAAGCAUUGUUCCAGUUUCCAGAUCCUGAACCUGGAGAUGCUCAUCCAGGAGGAUAUCAGGUGUCCACGCUCAAACAGCUGAUCUCAGUGCAGUUAUCAGACUCUCUGCCCGACCCAGACCUCAUCGAUUUUGUGCACUGUGGCUGUGUGCUGAAGGAUGAUCUUACAUUAGACUCUUACGGCAUCAAGUCUGGAUCAACUCUGCAUAUCAUCAAGAAGACGUGGCCGGAGCCGGAGAUCCAGCCUGAGCCCGUCAACAAAUCUGCAGCCGCCAGAGAGUUCAGGAUGCUUCAGGCCGCGAUGCUCUCCAAUGCAACAUACAGAGAAGCGGUGUUUAAGAUGCUGGCCAAUAAAGAGUCACUGGACCAGAUCAUCGUGGCUUCUCCAGGCCUCAGUUCAGACCCGGUCGCUUUAGCUGUGCUUCAGGAUAAAGAUCUGUUCGUUCAGUUCACAGACCCAAACCUGCUGGACACGUUGAUCAGGUCUCACCCGUCGCUGGUGAACGCCAUUAUAUUAAUCCUGCAUUCAGUGACCAGCAGCUCCGGUCAGUCCAGCAGCGGCUCCUCACGCAGCACAGCGGCCAGUUCAUACAGCCAGAUGCCUGGAGGAUUUCUGUUUGAGGGCAUGUCAGAUGAUGAAGACGAUUUCCAGUCGGCUGGACGCGGCGGCUUCUCGUGGCCCCUGAGACCGUCUGCGGGGUCCAGACCGGGGACUCUGGCUCACAGCGGAGCCGCGGGGCCUCGACCAAUCACACAGAGCGAACUCACACACGCUCUCGCUUUAGCCAGCACACCUGAGGGCAGCGGCACUGCUCCAGCACAGGACGGGUCUGCGACUGGAGCUCCAGUCAGCAGUGGUCUCUUCAGCCAUGCUCUGCAGCAGGCACUACAGGCCUCUGGUGUGAGCUCAGUUCAGCAGGGCCGCUGGCAGCCACAGAUGCAGCAGUUGAGGGAUAUGGGCAUCCAGGAUGAAGAAGUGGCUCUGCGUGCUCUGACCGCCACUAAUGGAGAUCUGCAGGCUGCGCUGGAGCUCAUCUUUGCUGGAGGACUGUAGUCUGACACACAACACACACUUUAGUUUUACUAGACCGUUUUUUACUUUUGUCCUAAAUAAAGCUUCAUAGUAGGA